Mycena citricolor is the source of this 2089-nucleotide messenger RNA. The record is from the annotation of a GenBank genome assembly. Lineage: Eukaryota; Fungi; Basidiomycota; Agaricomycetes; Agaricales; Mycenaceae.
CUUGUCUUUCCGUGUUUCGACGCAUCCCGCGCCAGCCUAUAUCGAUCCUCGCCGAUGGAGAAGAAGUCGACCGGCCGUCCGCUCUCGUGGCCCUACGCCCCGCCGGCCAUUCCUGCGACCGUCGACAUGCAGAAACUGGCCUCGCCGCACCCGUCGACUAGGGACGAUCUCUUCUUCCGCGUCGCGGAGCCGCAGAGACUCCGCACGUCACAAGCGUGCGAGAAGUGCAGGAUUCGCAAAGCCAAGUGUUCGGGUGAACGCCCGACGUGCGGUCGCUGCGAAGCACGGGGUCUCAAAUGCGAGUACUCUACUGAUGCGCGCGGUGCAAGGGGAUACAACAAGUCGCGUCCACGCGCCGCCUCCACCUCGCUUACGCGUGCCCCGGGCCACGCCAAAUCGAAACCCGCUGCGCCCCCAACCUAUUCAUCCCGUAACAACAGUCCGCCCACUGCUUCUUCAUCCUACAGCCGACCACCCUCGCUCAAGCUAGACCCGGCGUCACCCUCGCACAGCGGGCGUCCUCGCAGCCAUAGCACGCUCGCCACGCCGACUUCUGCCAAUUUCCCCUUGGGAGCAGAGGCAGGAGUGGGUGUCAGUCUCCUCGCGCGACACGGCGGAGGAUCAGCCAAGCGUAUGUCACUCCCGAACCUCGACCUCGACGGACACGGUUUCUUGAGCCCAUAUACCCACGACACGCCCUUAUCUGCUUAUGCGCCUUCUCCACUGUCUGUGUGCAUUCCUCAGAGCGACGGCUACCUGCGCUCACCGCUGGAUGGCGAUGGUGGAUGGAGCACCCCGCCGCCUUCGUCGGCCGCGUCUUCCGUCCUGUACACCGACAGUGCGAGCGAACAGUCGUACCUGUACUGUGACUCGCGAAGAGGUAGCUGGGCUCCACCAUUCGCCUUUACACCGGGAGAUGUUGAUGCGUCGUACGCCAAAGGAGACACGGCCUUUGAACCAGACUUGGUCCUGCACCCAGAUCUGGACGAUGAGCCGGUCGCCUAUCUGCACAAUUUCCUAUUCGAUGAAGAGCUUCUACCGGUGGAGCCGCAGAGGCCUUACACGGCUGACAACCAUUCUUCGUCUCUUGCUCCUCACGUCCUCCCGCACGCCCAGAGACCGUACAGUGCUCAUGCCAUGGACAGCCGGUCCUCCUCUGGUGGAAUGGAAAGAAGUUGGUCCCAAGGUUCCUUGAGACAGCGAAGCUCGAACGGUAGCAGCGGCAGUGUGCAUGACUUGUUGCAAGGGACACCGCCGAUGAUGAUGACAUCGACCUACGAGUUUCCAAAUCGAUCGAUGUACGACCAGCAAGACUCGCCUCACCCAGCAGUCGACCCCGUUUUGUUCCCAUCAACAAGCACAGGAUACCCAUUACUACCGCAUCUCGAUGUCGAAGAGAAUCAAUUUGCGUUCGAUGCUGUAGACCACGGCAUGGACAUCGACCAUACUGUUUCGGCGAUGGCGGCCAUGACGACGGACGUGAGCCACGUGUUUGAGAUGGACGCCACGUUUUCGAAUGCUGUGAGCGGGGGCGAUGCUAUGAAGCGGACGAUGCUACAGGGUUGGAUCGAACCACGAAAGAUGGAGGCGGAGUUGUUGGUUUCAUCCAAUGCCCAGCCGCUACCAGCGUCCAUAACCGACCGAGGAAUGAUGCAAAGUGCAGAUCCAGUGCCCCUUGCGAUGCCUGUCCCAGUGAUAAUGGCGUCGGCAACAUCGAUGAUGCUGAUGAAUCGAGCAUCGUUAGGGAUGAUGCGUAGUGUGUCCGAGGGCGAGCCUUUGCCCACGGCGGACGACGGUGAAACGCGUAGAGCGAGGGCUUCGACCAUCAGUGGGCCAAGUCUGGAGUAUGGGACCGGCAGCUGGUGAGCAGUGAUGAGUCGAUGCUUGGCGAGCUUGUUUUCGGAUUCGGAGAUUGGACUGGACACACUUACUAUUCCCACAAUUUACUACUCCUACUAGCGUCUACAUUCAGGGACAUCUGCACAUCGAUUAUACACGUACUUUGCUUGCCUAAAUCAAGUUUCUGGGUUCAUUCGUAGUCUUCCAUGCACGCUGUGAAAAUGCUUUCCACAAAUGACAUCGACUGUCA